Molecule: messenger RNA, 2101 nt
Organism: Arachis stenosperma
Lineage: Eukaryota; Viridiplantae; Streptophyta; Magnoliopsida; Fabales; Fabaceae
Product: F-box/LRR-repeat protein 17-like
Exons: 11
Coding region: 74-1861 (595 amino acids)
Molecular function (GO): protein binding
Source: RefSeq, a predicted model, not a curated record
ACGUGUUAAUAUUUUACCCUCACCUCCCUCCAUUUUCCAUUCUGCCAACCAAAACCAACACUUUCACACACCAAUGAACCACCUCCGCCCCCAAACCCACAUCGCCCCCACCGAUGGAUCUGCCGCAUACGACGCCUCAUCCGCGGACGCAAAGCGCAGCAAGAAGCGCGGCAGUUACAACUGCGGCCGCUGCGGUCUCCCCAAGAAGGGACAUAACUGCAACGUCAAAACCCCCACGUCCCCUUCUCAUUCUUCUCUCUCCACCUUCUCUGCCGUUUCCGCAGCUCCUUCUUCUGCUUCCCUGGUGCGCCAGCCCCCGCCUAACCUCCGCCGUGCGCUUUCGUUUGAAGACGCCGUCGCCGGCGGUGGCUUCGAUGACGACCUGAUGGACCUUGCCGGAGGAGAUGCUGGAGGUGCAUUUCCCGAAUCCGAUCUCGAUCUGGAUCUGGAUUUAGAUUCUAGCGGUUUGCCGAUGAGCCUUCUGUGGGAAGUGCUGAGGAGGCUGCCGCCGGCGGGGCUAUUGUCUGCGGCAAGGGUGAGUAGAGUUUGGAGGGAGACGACGAAGAGGUUGUGGAGGGCAGCAGAGGAGUUGAAUGUUAGGGUUCCGGCGAGAGUUCAGGUGGGUUCUGUUGCGUCGAUGUUGCAGAAGUGCCCGGGAAUUGUGAAGCUCUCUAUUAAAAUGGAGAGUGAUGUGGAUUCAACCAUGUUGGCUUGCAUUGCCUUCUCAUGCCCCAAUCUGGAGUACAUGGAGAUCUCGACCACUGACACUGCUAUCAAUCGGAUCAAUGGGGAUGAAUUAAGUCGAUUUGUUUCGGAAAAGAAAAGUCUAAAGAGCCUCAAGAUGGAAGGUUGCUGUAAUCUAGGCCGUCUUGUUCUUUGUUCAUCUAGUCUUUCCACGCUUUGGCUGUCAGAUUUGUUCUCUCUUUCAAAAAUGGUCUUUAACUGUCCCCAGUUAAGAGAGAUUUCCUUGGAGUUCUCUCGUCAAGAAAAUGAUGGUACUGAUCUCAAAACUUUGAUGGAAGGUUUGGGAAGAAGUUGCCCCAGUUUGCAGAACAUACAUAUAUCUUCAAUGCACCUUUCUCAUGCUGUUGUGCUUGCUAUUACGGCUGCGCAUUUAAGGGAGUUGCGAAUGCUUUCACUUGUUCUUGGAUCUGAAAUAACUGAUGCAUCUGUUGCUGCAAUUGCUUCAAGCUACCCAAAUUUGGAAUUACUUGAUCUCAGUGGAUCUGGCAUAAGUGACAGUGGCAUUGGAAUGAUUUGCAAUGUAUUCAGUGAAACAUUGACAAGACUACUUCUUGCACUUUGCCCCUGUGUGUCUUCAAGUGGUAUUCAAUUCGCUAUGGCUCAGUUACCAAACCUUGAACUUAUGGACUGUGGUAUGACCAUAUGUGAUCCUAAUUCCGACAAUCCGACUGCAGACGACAAUAGUUGUGAAUCACAACACAGAUCUAUUGCUAAUGGUCACCUAACAAACCAGAAGCUAAUCAUCAAACAUAGCCGUUUAAAGAAACUUAGUUUAUGGGGUUGUUCUGGCUUGGAUGCUUUAUAUUUAAACUGCCCACAACUUACUGAUCUCAACCUAAAUUCUUGUAGAAAUUUGCAUCCAGAGAGGCUGUUACUUCAGUGCCCUGGUUUGGAAAAUGUGCAUGCAUCUUGUUGUCAGGAUCUUCUAAUUAUGGCCAUUCAAAAUCAGGUCCGCAAUGCUUAUACAGCCAUGGAAAAUCUUUUGCUUUGUAAACGUUUACCUGACGGGUCCAAAAGGGUCCGGGUUCCUCAUCAUUUACUCAGUAACGAGUCACCUGAAGAUGAUAAUAAACGGAGAAAAAUUGAGAGACGGCUUUGUAAUGUGGUUGUGGACUGAUGCUCGUACUGACUAAUUGUAAUGUAUAACGAAAAAUAUCUUGUAUGAUAUAAUUUGAACUCUACUAUGUACCCAAAAUAUUUAAGUUAGGUUUUCCAAUUGGUGCUUUGGAGCAUAUAAGCUAAGAGCAAUAGAUUGGAACGUUUUCUUGUUUUAGUAUUGUAGUUAAAACUAUACAGUCUGCAUAAUCGGCCAUGUAUAUUUGGCUUAGUUGAUAUAAAUGAUUCAAUAUUGAACUAA